ACCCUUUUCAGUGCGUUAUGACCUUUCGCUCGUGUCGCAUGUCGUCCGGAGAUUGAACGUUCACAGCGCCGUGCAGUUCGGCUAUAUCAGCAGGUGUACCCAGACAGUUCCCAGUCUCAGGUUGUGUGUUGCACGUUAGUGUGAAUGAAUACCUGUUGAAGUAUAGUUCUUACGCCAGCAGUGAUAUAGCAUCUAUUCGAGAAAUUUUAGGAUCAGUGUAUCGGUUGAUGCUUUACCAACUCUUCCCUUCAAACAAACGAGUUUCACACACCGUAGCGCACUGGUACGAUCAACCUGCCUUCAGUCCGGAUCCUCAAAUCGAACUUCAAUCUAUCCCAGAUAGCUGGCAGCGUUUUUCUAGCACUACUCGCCGAUUCGUCAGUAGUUUCCAGGUCUACCAUGUUCGUAAAUGCACUACCAGGCAAUUGUUGUUGGUUUCUGUCGUUUAGCUUGCGUUAGCGGACAAACUCAAUAGUGUACUCCAUAGUAACUUGGCCAUCUUAGUAUGCGACUGGACGACGUGGAACAACCUGUUCAACGUAACAUACCGUUCUAUAUUCUUUAUGGUCGGUGGUAACAGUGUCCUAUUUGUUGCCAAGAACAUCGUAACAACUGGCUCUGUGUUUGCUGUUGCUGCUAGCUCUUCGCGAUCGCGGCCUUCCACGUGGGCAAUGGCGCUCAAAUGACGCCACACUAAAACCAAGUGCUUGGGUAAAAAGAGUCGCAUCCAAUCCUCGAUAAUCAACCCCCAUUAUACGGAAUACUCAUAUAGUGUUUUUUUUUGUUGCCACUACCUCAAUACCUCAAUUCGCCACACACCAUCAAUUCUUUGGACAUUCUCAUCGCUUUAAUCAGGCUUGAGCUGCCUUUGGAUCCCAAUACACCAUCUCUGGUGGAUGUCUGGUGAUCUAGUCCAGGUGGAAGACUCAAAAAGGCAUACCCCACAAAUCUAACUCAUAGCGAAUAGACCAUCUAAGUAUGGAAUUUGCCUGCGCGGCAGUAAGUGAAUGGUUUCAAUGAGAAAACAUAGAUGCAGAGCGAAUACUUUAGUUGACGUGAACUGGAGUCUGCUGUGUAGUCGUAUGUAAUGGAAUUGUUUUGGUUUUUAUCGCUUCUUCCCCUUAGUCCCCAGGUAUCCCGUUUCGUAUCAGUCCACCCCGACAACAGAACUCGCACGCCUUUCUAACAUAACGAACCGACCGGCUAAUGGGUACGCACUUGGUGGGUGAGCUUGUUUGUUAAAUGGUUACCUGGUAAUAACCUGGUGCCUUCUAGCGCAGUAACUGUUCAUCGCUGUUGGAUCUAAAGCAGCCUGGUGCCGAACAGUGAUGACAGACAGCGAUGUGGCGAGCGCCGCCGGGCUAGCCCUACCGGGUGUUCCCACGAGGCCGCUACUUCCUUUGCGUUCCAACGUGCUACUGAACGAGUUCUCUCUGCGGCGUGGCAAUGUGUCAACCGUUAAUGGUACGGGUGAGUUGUUGCUACUGAUGCUGCAACAGGUGAGCGAGGCGAACCCGGCGGUAGCACAUGGCGUUGUUCUGCCGUCAGCGGAGGAGAUGAGUGAACUGUACGGUCCCAAACGCGACCCGCUCUACGUGGUGAUCCCGAUCACGAUCAUCUACCUGCUGAUCUUUGUCAGCGGCGUAGUCGGCAACAUCAGCACUUGCAUCGUGAUUGCCAAGAACAAAUCGAUGCACACUGCCACCAAUUACUACCUGUUCAGCCUGGCCGUGUCCGACUUCGUGCUGCUGAUCUCGGGCGUCCCGCAGGAGAUCUACUUCAUUUGGAGUAAGUACCCGUACGUGUUCGGCGAGGCGUUCUGCGUUCUGCGCGGGAUCGCUGCCGAGACAUCGGCCAACGCGACCGUACUCACCAUCACUGCCUUCACCGUCGAACGGUACGUCGCGAUCUGCCACCCGUUCCUGUCGCACACGCUGUCGAAGCUGUCCCGCGCCGUUCGCAUCAUCAUCGUGAUCUGGUUGAUCGCGGUCGUCUCGGCGGUGCCGCAGGCGCUGCAGUUCGGUAUCACCAGCCAGGCCGGCAUGGAUCAGUGUGUGGUGAAGCGCAUCAUCAUCGCGCACUCGUUUGAGCUGUCGACCUUUCUGUUCUUUUUCGCUCCGAUGACGCUCAUCACCGUGCUAUACGCACUGAUCGGUUUGAAGUUGCGCUCAUCCGCGCUAAUGCCGACCCGAGGCAGCUCGCUGCAGCACCGCAGCAGCAGUACUCUUUCGCCCACCCACCGUCAAAGUUCCAUCGCCAACAGCCAGUGCACGCGACGGGUCCUCAAAAUGCUCGUGGCCGUCGUGGUGGCGUUCUUUUUAUGCUGGGCUCCUUUCCAUGCUCAGCGGCUGGUGUAUAUCUACGGUGUCGAUAAGGAUCACCAGCCGUCCGAUCCGCUAGUACUGAAGCUGUUCAUCGUAACUACGUAUAUUUCCGGCAUCCUGUACUACCUGUCGACCUGCAUCAAUCCGCUUUUGUACAAUAUCAUGAGCAAUAAGUUCCGGCAAGCAUUUAAGUCGAUUUUAUUUAGGAAACGCUGUCCAACUGCUGUCAUUUUGCGCCAUCAAAUAGCAAGGAGCGAUCAUACCGAAUACUGCCUCGAGGACAGCGAAGAGCCGCUUCAGCUAAAGAAUCGUCCGAUUUGUCAGGUUAUUCCAUCAAAGACGACAGCCUUUGCUCGUCUGCCACUCAGAGGCAGUCAAUUGACUCUGUAAUACUGUUCCGGGAUUACCCGCUCAAGAAGCCCAAGUCAUCUAAGGCGCCUGUCUGCAACCAACAGAAUGGAGGCGCGGUGGAACAGACUACGACCAUCGCGAACCAGUACGUUCAACGCACCAAUCUACCAGCAAACCUGUAGUCCG
Molecule: messenger RNA, 2861 nt
Organism: Anopheles darlingi
Lineage: Eukaryota; Metazoa; Arthropoda; Insecta; Diptera; Culicidae
Gene: PK1-R
Product: pyrokinin-1 receptor
Exons: 4
Coding region: 1329-2714 (461 amino acids)
Biological process (GO): neuropeptide signaling pathway
Cellular component (GO): plasma membrane
Molecular function (GO): neuromedin U receptor activity
Source: RefSeq, a predicted model, not a curated record